Oncorhynchus kisutch (coho salmon) is the source of this 1678-nucleotide messenger RNA. RefSeq names its product SPARC (osteonectin), cwcv and kazal like domains proteoglycan 3 (gene spock3). The transcript has 12 exons. NCBI's taxonomy places the organism in Eukaryota, Metazoa, Chordata, Actinopteri, Salmoniformes, Salmonidae. Gene Ontology annotation, biological process: anatomical structure development. The coding region runs from base 94 to 1365 and encodes 423 amino acids. Gene Ontology annotation, molecular function: calcium ion binding; collagen binding; extracellular matrix binding. The record is from RefSeq and is a predicted model, not a curated record.
CGCAUCCGUGAAACGGCGUUCAGCGGAGAGAGAGAGAGAGAGAGCGCAUUUAUUCCGCAUACGACAGAGAGCAGACAGACAGAGCGGCUAGCUAUGCGACAGCAGCAACGACAGACUAACGACAAGAUGUUGAGUUUCGCUGUGCUGUGUGUGUGUGCCAUCGCCGGUGAAGUGUCCGCGCGCUCUACCAGUUGGAAUUUCCUGGAUGACAAGUCGUUAACAGCACGAUGGGACAAAUUUCGGGAUGAAGUGGAGGAGCCAGGUACAUGGAAUCCUGGGAAAGCAUUUGAUCAAGGUCUGAACCCAGAUAACCCCUGUCUGAAGGUCAAGUGUAGCCGUCACAAAGUGUGUGUUGCAGACGACGACCAGACUGCUGCUUGUGUUAGCCAGCGGAGGGUCAGUGUGAAGGAACCGGGUCUGUCUCUGAGUCCAGGGUCCAAAUGCAGACGCUGUCCAGUGGUCCAUCCCUCUCCUGUGUGUGGUACUGACGGACACAGCUACUCAACCAAGUGUAAGUUGGAGUAUCAGGCAUGUAUCUCAGGGAAGCAGAUCUCAGUCCAGUGUUCUGGCCAGUGUCCCUGUCCUGCUGUCCUUCCUGAAUACAGCACAGCAGGACAGACAGAGUGCAGUGAGUCAGACAUAAAGGAGGUUGUGGGUCGGUUAAGGGACUGGUUCAGAGUUCUACUUGAGAAUGGAAACAACAAGAAACUGAAGACACACAUACCUCAGAAAAACAAGUUCAGCUCGGGGGCGGGGCCUAUCUGUAAGGAUCCUCUUGGUUGGAUGUUCUCCCGCCUCGACACAAACUUUGACCUCCAGCUGGACCAAUCAGAGCUCAGCAGGCUGGGGCUGGACAGGAAGGAAGGCUGCUCCGAUGCACUCUUCACUUCCUGUGACACACCCACCGACACACACCCCGACACACACCCCGACACACACCCUGACACACUCCUCCUCUCCAGCGCAGAGUGGUGCACCUGCUUCCAGAGAUACACAGACUCCCCCUGUUGGUCUGAACUGACCAGUAUUAACAAGAAACAGGCUGCGGAGAAGCUACCGGGUCAGUACCUGCCAGUGUGUGACGCAGAGGGCUACUACCGGUCCCACCAGUGCCACGGCAGCAGCGGACAGUGCUGGUGUGUCGAUCGCUAUGGCAACGAGGUCGCAGGGUCACGGACCCACGGAGCAGCAGACUGUGGGGUGGUGUUGGAAUCAUCUGGAGACCAGGGCAGCGGAGACUCUCUCUUCUCUGACGACGACUAUGAUGAUGAUGAAGAUGAUGCCUUCGUCCUGAGCGACCAGAUCAAUGACGAAGAUGACGAAGACGAGGACGACUAUGACGGAGAGGAAAGAUAUCUAUCGUAACUCCGUCGCUCUGCACUUUUCCAGGGGACUUCAGCAGCAAGAAUAGUUGCUAGUCGACCUCGUCACCGCUAACAGACUAAAGACAUUUCUCUCUCUCUCUCUUCUGUGUCUCAAAUGUCCCCCUAUACCCUAGUCAGUUCCCCAGGGCCUAUUGGGUGCUGGGGGAAGGCAGUUCACUACAUAGUGUACAGGGCACCAUUUGGGAUGGCCCACUCUGUGUUUGUUGUCUGUUCCUAACUUAAAGGUGGACUCUGCAAUUUGACACCAUCGUACAAAGUGUGUGGGGGGGGGGGGGGACUUCCUGUAAAUAACA